AUGGACUCAAAACUUCACGGCCCUGGAUUGGAAGGGCAGUACGAAUCGGACGGCUCUGAGGUCCACGACUUCCCUCCACCGGCCUACCGUAGGAACUCGGAGUCGUCCACCGAGCGCUCGCUAUAUGACGCGAAGGAUGAGGCUCUGUUCGCAGGGAGCCAAGCGAGUCCCUGCCACGCCCGAGAAUACGGAUGGUACCAUCCCAAACUCCUGAGCCGUGGGCUCGUCAUCACGGACGCCGCUGCCUCGACAGCCACGGGCAAAGCACCGCUGUACUACGUCGAAGUGUCUGAGUUUGCUCUCAAAAAGCCAGACGUGAUCCUGCACGCCCUGCCCCCGACCACGGGCAUGACGAACGACCUGGAAUAUCUUGCCAACACCGGCGAAUCGGGACCCGUGGUCGGAGCAGCGCAUUUCCCAAAGUUCUCGCGCCACAUCAAGGUCGGACUGGGCGAUCCUUCGUCCACCGACGCCACGAUGACCUAUGUCGAAGUGCGCAAUGCAAACCUGAUGACCCACGGCGAGUACCACAUGUCUCUCAACGGCAGGUCGUACGCGUGGAAACGCACCCACGACGCCGCGGCGGGCAUUGAAGGCGGGAGCGCGACGCGCAUUCUACACCGCGAGAGCUUCCAACUCAUCGACGUGGGCGCCAACGAGGUCAUCGCGGUGUUCUUGGACAACAAGUUCAAAAGCUGGAGGAAGAAGGGCAAAUUGAGGGUCUUUCGGGACCUCGAAGACGGCAGUGGAGAAGAGCUAGAAACGCAACGGCAGCUCAAACUCCUGGUCUUCUUGAGCAUCGCGGCAAUUUUGGAGAAGGCCCGAAGGCGGGCCAAUAGGAGACGCAGUAACUCUGGCGGCGGCGGCGGUCCGUGA
This is a messenger RNA of Cladophialophora psammophila CBS 110553, 876 nucleotides long. RefSeq lists its product as uncharacterized. The coding region runs from base 1 to 876 and encodes 291 amino acids. NCBI's taxonomy places the organism in Eukaryota, Fungi, Ascomycota, Eurotiomycetes, Chaetothyriales, Herpotrichiellaceae. The record is from RefSeq and is a predicted model, not a curated record. The transcript has a single exon.